UGAGCUUUAUAAAGUCAUCAUCACCAUAUCUGAAGUCUAACAACUCUCAGAGCACCAUUUCCUGUCAGACAGCACCUCAGAGAAUAACAAGAUUGAAACAAUGGAAGACCUUUAUAUGGCAAACACAAUCUUUGCCCUCAAUUUUUUCAAGCAUGUGGCAAAUACAAGCACCACGCAGAAUCUCUUCUUCUCUCCAUGGGGCAUCUCAUCCACCAUGGUCAUGGUCUACCUGGGUGCCAGAGGCAACACUGCAGACCAGAUGGCCAAAGUGCUUCAGUUUAACCAAAUUGGAGUCCAUGAAGUCACCCCAGCGACCCCGGAGAAUGUCACCGGUUGUGAACUCAUGCAGCAGAUCCAGGUCACUUACCCUGAUGCCAUUUUGCAGGCACAAGCUGAAGAUACAAUCCAUUCAUCCUUCCGUUCUCUCAUCUCUGCAAUCAACGAGUCCACAGGGGAUUAUGUAUUGGAAAGUGCCAAUAAGCUGUUUGGAGAGAAGUCUGCGAGAUUCAAGGAAGAAUACAUACAACUCUCUAAGAAAUAUUACUCUACAGAACCCCAGGCAGUCGACUUCCUAGAAUGUCCAGAAGGAGCCAGAAAAAAGAUUAAUUUCUGGGUCAAUACUCAAACCAAAGGCAAAAUUCCAAACUUGUUACCUGAAGGUUCUGUAGAUCCAGAGACCAGGAUGGUCUUGGUGAAUGCUGUCUACUUCAAAGGAAAUUGGAAAACUCCAUUUCACAAGAAAUUAAACGGGCUUUAUCCUUUCCGUGUGAACUCGACUCAGCGUAAACCUGUACAGAUGAUGUACUUGCAUGAAAAGCUGAACAUUGGCUACAUAGAAGACCUAAAGACUCAGAUCCUAGAAUUGCCAUAUGUUGAAGAUGUCAGCAUGUUCGUGUUGCUUCCAGAUGAAAUUGCUAAUGUGUCUACUGGCUUGGAGUUGCUGGAAAGUGAAAUAACUUAUGACAAACUCAACAAGUGGAUCAGCAAAGACACAAUGGCUGAAGAUGACGUUGAGGUGUACCUGCCCCAGUUCAAAUUAGAAGAGCGUUACGAACUCAAAUCCAUUCUGAGACACAUGGGAAUGACUGAGGCCUUCAACAUGGGCCAGGCCAAUUUCUUAGGCAUGUCGGAAGGGAAUGACCUGUAUCUAUCUGAAGUGUUUCAUCAGGCCACUGUAGACGUCAAUGACAAGGGCACUGAAGCAACGGCUGGCACUGGGGCCAUCAUGUCAGGGAGAACCGGCCAUGGAGGCCCGCAAUUUGUGGCAGAUCAUCCUUUCCUCUUCUUCAUAAUGCACAAAAUAACCAAGACCAUCUUCUUUUUUGGUAGAUUCGCCUCACCCUAAAAUUGAAAGGUUCUGAUCUGUACAGGAUUUUGUAGCAUGAGCUAUAAGGCUCACAAUUGCUAUAAGUACCAAAAAUUUAGGGACUUUAUCUAUGUAUUUCUGUUUUUCCUGAACAACUUCUGCUCCACACUAAAUAUAAAUGCAGAAAUAACUAGACAACUGUCAAUCAUACGAUUACAACCCUAUUAAUUGUUUGGUCUCUUGAAAGGGGGUGAUGUACCAUUUAGUUUUUCCUUACUCUUAGUUUAUUUUAUAGCAUUAACUUUUCCUUUAUUAUUUAUUAUUUUAUAUAAUGUUUUUUAUUAUUGUUCACUGUCUAUUUAAUGUAGCUGAUACAGUUACAGAAACAGGGGAUCACUAUGUUUCUUUCUAAGGAAAUGCAUUUUUUUGUUUUUAUGAUGAAGGAUGACGAGGUGUCCUAUGCCCUUCUAUUAUAAAAACCUAGAAGAAAGCAUUGAAUAACAGGCAAAUAUAUGUUAUGGGCAUUUAUAGCAUUAUGUAUCACAUAGAUAUGUCUGUAACUUAUGUAAACUUGCAAAUAUAUAAUAAAUAAACAUGUUUC
Rhinolophus ferrumequinum (greater horseshoe bat) is the source of this 1907-nucleotide messenger RNA. It is a transcript of the gene SERPINB2, whose product is annotated as serpin family B member 2. Gene Ontology annotation, molecular function: serine-type endopeptidase inhibitor activity. Gene Ontology annotation, biological process: negative regulation of endopeptidase activity. NCBI's taxonomy places the organism in Eukaryota, Metazoa, Chordata, Mammalia, Chiroptera, Rhinolophidae. The coding region runs from base 101 to 1345 and encodes 414 amino acids. The record is from RefSeq and is a predicted model, not a curated record. The transcript has 8 exons.